GAGUUUCAGUGUACCUCGAAUAGCAGUGUCGUGAAGUUCUGUCCUAUUUCCUUCUCUAUUUGACUGGAGUAGGAAGAAUCGCUCCGGCAGAAGAGAUAAUCAACUAACGGUGCUUCGUUGUUUUGCUUGUCUGCGGUCGACUGUUGACACAUCUGCAAACCACUAUCGGGAUUUCCAUCGAAAAAAAAAAAUUACAGGCAAAAGAUAGCGAAUUCCGAAGUUUCGGUCCAAAAAAUCACACCUAAUUACACACAUUUCGUCACUUGUAUCGACAUCGUUCUGAAUGGAACGUGGCCAAAUAUGCUAAUAGCGAAAUGUUUACCUCAUCUCUUAAGAACACAACAACGGGUGUGAAAAUGAAGCUGCUAGUGCUUUUACUAACGGGCGCAAUAGCCGGUGUAAAAGGCGAGCAACAGAUUUCAAUCGAGACGGUACCACCUAACACGAACGUAACUCAUCUCCGGAACAGUGACUACGAGUACGAAUACGUGUCAAGUUGGCCUUCACUGGAUCGAAAGCUGGGAUCCGUUUCGGCGGUAGCAUUCGAUUCGUACGGAAACGUUGUUAUCUUCCACCGGGGAUCACACGUUUGGGACCAAAGUACGUUCAAUCAGCGUAACGAGUACCUUCCAAUUGAUCGGGGACCCAUCGCCGAAUCAACGCUGUUGAUUCUUACUAAUCAAACCGGAGCACUUGUCAGUGAAUGGGGUGCUAAUUACUUCUACAUGCCUCACGGUUUGACGAUUGACCGACAUAACAAUUAUUGGCUCACGGAUGUUGGUUUGCAUCAAGUUUUUAAGUUUGAUUUAAGCGUUUCCAGCACGGAACCGAUUCUAACGCUGGGGAAUCGCUUCAAACCAGGUAACGAUAUUCGUAGCUUUUGUAAGCCAACAUCCGUCGCAGUGCUGGAUAGUGGAGACUUUUUUGUAGCCGACGGCUACUGCAACGGUCGGGUGAUUAAAUUCUCUCCGGAGGGGAGCGUGAUCCUAAGUUGGGGAAAAAACUCUUUCAGUUUGACCCGUACGUUCAGCAUGCCGACAGGACCAGUUCCAGCUAGCUUCUUCGCCAUUCCUCACGCGUUAACGUACGCUGCGGAUAAGGAUUUGCUGUGCGUAGCGGAUCGCGAGCAGGGCCGAGUGCAAUGUUUCAACGCCGGAAACGGAACAUUCCAUUCAAUGUAUAGCCAUCCGCAGAUAGGAAGCCGGCUGUUCAGUGUGAAAUACGCUCCCUUAAGUGGAGGUCUGCUGUACAUCAUAAACGGUCCUCAAUUUAUCGGCCAACCACUGCCAAUCAGUGGAUUCGUACUUUCGAUGGUUAGCGGAGAAAUAGUGGGCAAAUUUUCCCCCUCCAAUCAGCAGAUGGCAUUUAGCAAUCCACACGAGCUGAGCAUCAGUCCGGACGGAGGCCAAGUAUACGUGGCGGAGUUAUCUCCAACCAAAGUACAUAAAUUCACGCGCAAGAAUUAUUUACCAGAUGCCGAAGAACACCGCUCGCUGGUAACGAAAACUUCGCCAUCACCUGUACCCAUGAUUCCAAUGGGACCGGAUGAACCAACAGUGGUUUCCGAUUCCUUGUACGCAAGCACUCUGACCGUGGUGGCCAUUGUAAGCAGCUUGCUGGCAACGAGCUGCCUAGUGUUGUGCCUCUCCCGAACUAUCUGCUUCAAGGGCAACCGACGGCAACGGUUUUCCAGUACCGUCGAAAACAUUUCCCUACGCAGUCUGAACCAUUCCGAAGACAACCAGGCUUGAAUGGUUCCUUCGAACGAACGCAAUGACUGAGAAAUUGGAACUAACAGACUACCUUAACUAGAAUACCCGCAGCAAUACAGAUGACUAACUUGGUAACUUGCACUGUGAUGAAGAGUUUACUUAGAAUUAAUAUAUUUGCCUCGAUGU
This is a messenger RNA of Sabethes cyaneus, 1898 nucleotides long. RefSeq names its product peptidyl-alpha-hydroxyglycine alpha-amidating lyase 1 (gene Pal1). Gene Ontology annotation, biological process: peptide metabolic process. The transcript is spliced from 4 exons. The coding region runs from base 315 to 1751 and encodes 478 amino acids. Lineage: Eukaryota; Metazoa; Arthropoda; Insecta; Diptera; Culicidae. Gene Ontology annotation, molecular function: catalytic activity; protein binding. Gene Ontology annotation, cellular component: membrane; extracellular region. The record is from RefSeq and is a predicted model, not a curated record.